Messenger RNA from Amorphotheca resinae ATCC 22711, 786 nucleotides. RefSeq lists its product as hypothetical. The transcript has a single exon. The record is from RefSeq and is a predicted model, not a curated record. NCBI's taxonomy places the organism in Eukaryota, Fungi, Ascomycota, Leotiomycetes, Helotiales, Amorphothecaceae. Bases 1 to 786 code for a protein of 261 amino acids.
AUGGCCGAAAUCCCUCAGCAAUGCGUCUUCUACACUGACGACGUCUUCUGUUGCCCUGUCAGCAAUCUCCGGCUAGCCAGCCCGCUUCAGGUAGUGGAGGAACGGGUCCUAGACUUCUUUGUCCAAAACCGCCUUGAUUUUGUUCUACAGCCCGCGUUAUUGUUACCAGAGGACCUAGCCGCUACUAUCGCCAGGACGGACUUCGUCGCCGCUCUCGAGCUACGGCUGCCGUCCCUGAAUCUCCAUGCCAGAGAGUUUUUCAUACCACAUGCGAAUCGACUGGAUGUGGCUAUUGAGCUGGAGGAACAGGAGGUGAGAGAUUGGGGCUUUACUUACAGUGGUCAUGGUGUCAUUUACGAUUGUCCCUGCCCUCGUCAUUGUCGAUAUUAUGUAGCUUUUAUGAGGAGACCUGUGGGACCCGUCGAUGGAGGAGCAGCACCACCCAAUCCGGGGGUACUACCCCAAAGGAGUUUGGGCCAAAUGCCAUCCCGAGGAUUACCCCAAGGGCCGUCAUUACUUUUUCAAGGACCAGUGCAACAAAGGUCAUUACCCCAAGAGCCAUUACCCCAAGAGCCGUUAUUACAACCUCAGCGACCAUUGCAACAAAGUCCAUUACCACCCCAAAGACCAUCGUUUCUCCCAAGGCCACCACAACAAAGGCCAUUACUCCGAAGGCCAUUACCCCAAGAACCAAUAGCCCCAAGGCCAUUACCACCUCAAAGGCCAUCGUUUCUCCCAAAGCGACCACAAAAGAGUGAUCCGAAGAACCAGAAGGGCGGCAGUUAG